AUGAAUGUUCAUAAGCAGUACAUUUUCAUUAUUUGGCUUCCACGUAUAUCAGGUAUCAAUGUCUACGGGGACUCUCUAGAUGGUAUCCUUGCACGAUGGGCUUUCUGGCCGUUCAAAAUAGUGUUCACGACCUCCACAAAUAGCAUAGUGCUUAUUGGCACCGACAGAAGCGAUGGUCGGAUCACUCUUGGGUUGAAAGUCCAGGAUGGUAUUCAUGACCUAAAUAAUAUCGGUCUUGGAUGCAAGCAUGGCAGCAGUAUCAGAAGAUGUGAGAUAGUUCAGGAGGUCGGAUGGGUUGAGGGUUCCUGUAUAUUAGCACCGUCUCACCCGGUAGACCUUAGGAUCCUAGGGGUACUCGUCCUCAUAUUCAUCCCGAUAGCGAACAUCUUAUUCAGCGGCCUCCUGUUACAUCAGAAUCUUCUGGUUUGCAAUAAGCGUGGAUACAUAGUCGGUAACAACACUGUUACGGAACUGAGCCAAAUGUUCUUCAAGAAACAAUCAACAUGUGUGUAUCCGGCAAAAGACGUACAUGAGGGGGGGAGGGAAGGGAAACCAGAUUGUGAGAAGUCCUUGCCUAGUACAAGCCUGUGGGCGGUGAUGCUGGAGUACUCACGGAUUCUACGUGCUGGGUUUAAUAAGCUGUUCAACCUGUUCUAUAACUGGGCUAGUAAUUGUCCCCUGCAAGAGGUUCUGUAA
This is a messenger RNA of Aspergillus neoniger CBS 115656, 696 nucleotides long. RefSeq lists its product as uncharacterized. The record is from RefSeq and is a predicted model, not a curated record. NCBI's taxonomy places the organism in Eukaryota, Fungi, Ascomycota, Eurotiomycetes, Eurotiales, Aspergillaceae. The transcript has 8 exons. Bases 1 to 696 code for a protein of 231 amino acids.